ACUGGAACGGUUAUAGAGCGGCAUCUGAAUAGUUCGAUUCAUCAACAUAUAUAUAUAUUUAUUAAAAUGCGCGUCGUCAUCUUAUCAGCACUUUUACUUUUACUUAAUCGUGACUGGGUUAAGGCAGAGUCUACAACAUCUUCAAACAGAACGAAUAAUAAAUUACCAAAUAUAAUUAUUAUAUUAGCAGAUGACAUGGGCUUCGACGAUGUGAGUUUCCGUGGAGGCAGGGAAUUCCUCACACCCAACAUCGAUGCUUUAGCAUAUCACGGACGCAUCUUAGAUCGCCUCUAUGCGCCGGCGAUGUGCACGCCUUCUCGUGGCGCUCUGCUAAGUGGCAAAUAUCCCAUACACACAGGUACCCAACACUUUGUGAUUAGCAAUGAGGAGCCCUGGGCGCUCUCACUCAAUGCAACUCUGAUGCCUGAGAUCUUUAGAGAGGCUGGAUACUCAACCAAUUUGAUAGGCAAAUGGCAUUUGGGCUUCGCCAAGCCAGAGUAUACGCCCACUCACAGGGGCUUUGACUAUCAUUAUGGCUACUGGGGCGGCUACAUUGACUACUAUCAACGACGGGCUCAGAUGCCGGUGGAUAACUAUACGAUGGGCUACGACUUUCGACGCAACAUGCAGCUGGAGUGUUCUGAACGUGGUGUCUAUGUCACCGAUUUGCUGACCAACGAAGCGGAGCGUCUAAUUACUGAGCAGCCAAGCAAGCAGAAGCCUUUGUUCCUGAUGCUCGGUCAUCUAGCGCCGCACACUGCCAACACCGAUGAUCCGUUGCAGGCGCCCGAGGAAGAACUUCGUAAAUUUGCGCACAUCAAGAAUCCCAAUCGCAGAAAGUAUGCUGGCAUGGUAUCCAGACUGGAUCAGAGCGUGGGUCGCAUCAUCAGCGCCUUGGCACGUAGCGAACAGUUGAAGAACAGCAUCAUCAUCUUUUAUUCGGAUAAUGGCGGACCUUCAGUUGGCCUCUUUGCUAACACCGGCUCCAAUUUUCCACUCAAGGGUCAGAAGAACACACCGUGGGAAGGCGGCGUGCGAGUUGCUGGCGCCAUUUGGAGUCCCUUGUUGGAGGCUCGUGGAAAUGUGUUCACUCAGCCCAUCUAUGUUGGCGAUUUCCUGCCAACACUUGCCCAUGCGGUUGGCAUUGAUUUGCCACAGUCCCUUAAACUGGAUGGCAUUGAUCUGUGGCCACAGUUGGCGGGUGCCAAAGAUGCCGUUCAUGUGCCUCGCGAGAUAUUGCAUAACCUGGACGAUGUGUGGCGGGUUAGCUCCUUGAUGCUCGGUCAGUGGAAGUAUGUGAAUGGCACAACAUCGGCGGGUCAAUACGACAGUUUGCUGAUGUAUCGCGAACUGGAUGAUCUGGAUCCACGCGCGAGUCGUUAUGUGGUUGAAGUGCGUAAUUCACCUGUAUCUAAAGCCCUCGCUCCUUUCGAUUUACAGCGGUUAACCCAGUCAAGGAUCAACAAUCUCAGUCGAGCUGCAAAAGUGCGCUGUGGUGACUUUCAGCGGGGCUGCAAUGCCUUGGUCGAGGAAUGUCUCUUCGAUUUGAGCGUGGAUCCUUGUGAGACUAACAACUUGGCUUACUCGAAGCCCCAUUCGGACGUGCUUUCGGCACUGCGAGAGCGUAUCCAUCAGCUACGGGCAGGCGCUGUGGCGCCUGGUAAUCGACCCAGUGCCAGUUACGCUGAUCCCAGUUUACACAAGUGCACUUGGGAUAAUUUCGAGGUGAAACCGGCGGGUUCAGUCCGCCUAGAAUGUGAUUACCAUGGCUUACCUUGUGACGCGUAAUUUUACUGGACCAGUUACUGGAAUUCGGAUAUUAAAACAUUAUAUUUUGGCACGACCUUAAUAUUAUAGAAUGUAAGCAAACGAAGCGC
Molecule: messenger RNA, 1877 nt
Organism: Drosophila albomicans
Lineage: Eukaryota; Metazoa; Arthropoda; Insecta; Diptera; Drosophilidae
Product: arylsulfatase B
Exons: 5
Coding region: 67-1788 (573 amino acids)
Source: RefSeq, a predicted model, not a curated record